AUGCGUUCAGUUCGCACAGGAGUAUCUGCUGUGACGUACGAUUCAAAUGCAGUGAUUGUUGUCGGAGGAUUCAAUGGCGUACGACGUCUGAAAAGUACGGAAUUUUACGAUCAUCGAGUUGGUUUAUGGUAUCCGCUGCCCGAUAUGGAGAUUACUAGGUCAAAUUUCGGUAUAGAGAUUAUGAACGGUUGCAUCUAUAUAGCAGGAGGUUUUGACGGAUCAAGAACAACAAAUACAGUGGAAAGAUUUGAUAUGAGAGCAUAUAAAUGGGAGACUCUCCCAUCAAUGAGUAUACCAAAGUCGGCCUUACGAUUAAUACGAAUCGCUGAUCAUGAUGCGAUCAAGGAACUCAUCAAUUUCAAAUCACAACUAGUCGACUUCAUUUAA
Strongylus vulgaris is the source of this 387-nucleotide messenger RNA. The record is from the annotation of a GenBank genome assembly. Lineage: Eukaryota; Metazoa; Nematoda; Chromadorea; Rhabditida; Strongylidae.